Molecule: messenger RNA, 1108 nt
Organism: Racocetra persica
Lineage: Eukaryota; Fungi; Glomeromycota; Glomeromycetes; Diversisporales; Gigasporaceae
Source: the annotation of a GenBank genome assembly
GGCAACAUUAAUAAAAUAUUUUUAAAUUCUAUUGAAAUGAUGAAAGAUGAAACAUUUAAACGCAAAAUUAAUGCAAUUGAGACAUUAUGCAUACUGCUUCAAGGAAUUUUUGCCAAAAAAUUUAACAAUUUUAGCUCUGAUGUGAUCAAUUUAUUGACCGGGUUGAAUAAUGCAGACACUGUUUUUACUCAAUUGGUUGAUGCAAUCAAACAUUUAAUGGAAAAUGAUGAAACAGUAAUCAAAUACGAAGCACUGCGCCUUGCCAUCGUGGUUGUAUGUGGAAAUAAUAAUAUCAACCAAAACAGUAUAAACGAAUUCUUUAUGAAAAAUGAUAUAUUUGAUCCACUUAUCAAGCUAAUAAUUGCACCUGAGACUUCCUAUGUGGCUUAUGAAGCUAUAAUGUUAUUGGGAAUAUUGGCAAAUUAUAAUAAGCAUGAAUCCAAAAAUCCAUACAUGACAAAAAUUACCGCAAUAAAGGAUGAAUCCGUUUUUCAAAAAAUAUUGGAUGCUGUAGAAUCAACAUGCAAGAAAUGUCGCAAUCAUUAUAUUGAAAUUCAAGAUGACGAUGAAACUUAUAAGUAUUCAGUUUCAUCAGCCUUAUCAUUUGUUGGUGCUAUCUUACCAUGGGGAAUGAGUGGCAAUACAAAAGAACAACAAGAUAUUUCUGAUCCUGAUCAAGCUUUUAAUCAAUUGCAAGUAGAUUUAGAUUUUUCGACAUUUGCUAUUUUCCGGCCAUCAGCAAAUAUAGCAAUCCUUUUAAUUUAUUAUGACUUUGUGAACAAUAAUAAAGGAUUUGUUGCAUACAUAUCAAAAUCGAUAGCAGAAUAUCAGAUGAAUUCUGAAUCAGAAACAAAUUCAGAUGGGCCUUAUUUUCUUGAUUUUCUUUCAUUCACAUCUUAUCUUGUACAACACAACCGCUCAGCACGUACAGCGAGCUAUGUUAAGCUGUCUUUACUUGUGCUGCUUAUCUUGACUGAAGAUGUAACAUUUGAUAGUCGUAUUUCUGAUGAACGGAAAAGAUACUAUGUGCGACUUUGUCGACAGCGACAGCCUUUACUGCCAAGCGUAAAAGAUCCACACCCUUUAGUUUGUGCAAUAUUAGAUAUCG